UUCAUAUCAAACUGAAAUUAGGAGAUCCAUGCAGGGAAAGCAGUAAAGAACGGUAACUCUGUCAAACAAUGGCAGAUAGACUGACACAACUUCAAGAUGCUGUUAAUCAGCUUGCAGACCAUUUUUGUAACAGUAUAGGAGUGCUGCAGCAGUGCUCACCUCCCAGCAAGUUUGAUGGCUUCGACAAGCAGCCAGGAAAGUCUCCAUCAGAAAUCCAGCAAGAAGACUAUGCAAUAACAUUUGCAAAACUAAUUGCCAGAACAGCCAAGGACAUUGACACUUUAAUUGAUUCCUUACCAAGUGAGGAAUCGUCUCAUAAAGUCCAGUUGGAGAGUUUACGGCGUUUGGAGGCGGAGAACCAAGAGGAAGCCAGAAAACUGGAGGAGGUGGUCAGCCAUGGAGAGGAAUUACUGGACCGUAUCCAGGAGGCCCUGCGGGAGAUUGCGCAAUGUCAGCUACGGUGUCAGGCCAUGGAGACAGACACCUGAGACAGCUGUCCAGUUGUCCAUAUUUUGGUAAAAAAGGAACAACCUGUGUGUGUACAUGUGGAAUGGUUUUGGUCCAAGAUAAUUUGUCACGGGAAAAGCAGGAGAGGUUUUAGAAUCUCUGUUGAAGACAUAUAGUUAUCUUUAACUAUAAUAUUGUAAAAUGCAUAUUAUAUCAAAGUUGCUUGAAACAAACUGAAACUUGUUUAAAAGAUAUAAAGGUCUAAUAGAGGUAAAAGCAAUUAAUUUGAAAAUUUUGAAUUUCUUUUUGCAUCAUUGAGUCACUUUGUAACUAACAAAUAACAAAGAAAAAAUCAUGUUUAAAUACCGGGUAGUUGUAUAUUUUCUAAACAUAUUUUGUAGUUUAACCCAUUAAAACUUAUUUUAAAGUGCUAUGCAUCCAGAUUUUGUUUAAACAAUGGGAUGGUUAUGAACUGUUUGUUUAUCCAUACACAUUGUACUUACUUUGAUUCAUUAAUAAAGGAAACUUUUGUAUACCAUUGUCA
This is a messenger RNA of Saccostrea cuccullata (small rock oyster), 991 nucleotides long. RefSeq names its product mediator of RNA polymerase II transcription subunit 21-like. Gene Ontology annotation, biological process: regulation of transcription by RNA polymerase II. The transcript is spliced from 4 exons. Lineage: Eukaryota; Metazoa; Mollusca; Bivalvia; Ostreida; Ostreidae. Gene Ontology annotation, cellular component: mediator complex. Gene Ontology annotation, molecular function: transcription coregulator activity. The coding region runs from base 69 to 488 and encodes 139 amino acids. The record is from RefSeq and is a predicted model, not a curated record.